AUGCGUGGAAACAAAUUGACAAAUGAGCAAAGAGACCAAAUAAUCGGUGCUUAUCUUGCGGGUUCAAAUGCCCCAAAAAUAUUAGCUGCGCUGAGUAUUGCCUGCACAACAGUAUAUGAAACUAUAAAUCGUUAUAAAAAAACUGGUUCUCCAUAUCCUAAAAAACGAUCUGGUCGUUCAAAAGUUCUUUCAUCCCGUGACCAACGUCCUUUACAAAGAAUUGUUUUAAAGGAUAGAUUUUCAUCUUUUAAUAAAGUUACAAACGAAUUAAACCUCAAUUUUAAUACAACUUAUCAUCUUAAUACCAUUCGUAACUAUCUUCAUAAUCUUGGUUUAAGAGCAAAACGUAGUUGGAAUAAGGAAUGGAAACGUAUUGUUUGGUCAGAUGAAUCGAGAUUUGCUUUAUUUAGAUCUGAUGGAUGUGCAAAA
This is a messenger RNA of Dentiscutata erythropus, 429 nucleotides long. The record is from the annotation of a GenBank genome assembly. Lineage: Eukaryota; Fungi; Glomeromycota; Glomeromycetes; Diversisporales; Gigasporaceae.